Molecule: messenger RNA, 2611 nt
Organism: Trichoderma atroviride IMI 206040
Lineage: Eukaryota; Fungi; Ascomycota; Sordariomycetes; Hypocreales; Hypocreaceae
Source: RefSeq, a predicted model, not a curated record
CUCUGCAUGAUUUAUCGAGCGCCAACGCAACUCUCUGCACGCUGCCUCACCCGUUGGGCCCCAGCUGAUUUAGUCUCGCUAUCCGGACGAAUUACUUGCGACCACUGCCGCGUUUUUGGGGGGCUGGCUCCUUCAACCGCUACGACGGUCCAUCACGAGUGUACACCACAUUGUAACGAUACCGCAGAGUGCGCUCGACUCGAACCAGGGGUCCAGCUGCCAGUAUACGCUCGGUGACAUCCUGUCGACGGAAGCGACGGGCAGGCCGAAAGCUAUAUCAACAUUUCUUUUCUCCCCCCAUCGACGACGAGAAAUAGGGAGGGAAAUCAGGGUGAAACACUCUGCAGCUUCCUUUUACAGCCUUGUUUCGAUAUUCGAUAUCCAACCUGCCCAGCACAUAGCACCUAUACCUAUGCGACGACCGGGCGUCUUAUUGAGCAUAUCUACCGGUGGAUGACCUCAGGUCCGGAGACGGCGUAAUGGGGCCUAUUGGGAACAUCUCCCCCGGAGGGAGCAUCGCUCUAGGAAUCCUCGUUGGCCUGAUCUCGACUAGUGUUCAAAGUAUAGGCCUCACUUUGCAGCGAAAAUCACAUAUCCUCGAAGACGAAAAGGGGCCGCACGAUGUUCGCCGGCCGCCAUAUCGGAGAAGGAGGUGGCAGGUGGGCAUGGGCAUGUUUGUCAUUGCGAAUAUCCUAGGGAGCACCGUCCAGAUAUCGACGCUGCCGCUGCCCGUCCUCUCGACGCUCCAGGCCGCGGGGCUGGUGUUCAAUUCAAUAUGCGCGACGCUCAUUCUCAGCGAGCCGUUUACUCGGUGGUCCCUAUGCGGCACCCUGCUGGUCAGCGCUGGAGCAGUCUUGAUCGCCAUCUUUGGAGCCAUUCCAUCACCGGCCCACGAGCUGGAUGAGCUUUUGGAGUUGUUGGCCCGGAAGCCGUUUAUUGUUUGGAUGAUACUCCAGGCAUUAUUUGUCGUGUCGCUGGCUGUCGUUACAGACGUGACCACUCAUCUCUCCAACUUGUCGCACAACGCCAAAUUCCGCCUAAUACGUGGCAUAAGCUACGGUGUCAUCAGUGGAGACCUCUCAGCACACUCUUUAUUAUUUGCGAAAUCCGCCGUCGAGCUCCUCAUCAAGACAAUAGGCGGCAAGAACCAAUUUCUUCGCUGGCAAUCUUGGGCAAUCGUCCUUGGCCUUGUUUCUUUAGCUCUCUGCCAGCUUUACUAUUUGCAUCGCGGCCUGAAACUAGUUUCCACUUCCGUCUUAUAUCCUCUUGUUUUUUGCGUAUACAACAUCAUCGCCAUCCUGGAUGGCUUAAUUUACUUCAACCAGACGAGCCUCAUCUCAACACUUCGCGCCUGCCUCAUCACCGUAGGCACCAUCAUUCUUCUAUCAGGAGUCUUGGCCCUAUCCUGGCGGUUAAGUGACGAGCAGCAUGCUCCGGCAGUUGGUCAGUCUUCGUUGGCUCCUGGUCUUGGGCUCGUUGACGAUACGGAGGGUGAGGAAGAAUCACUAAUGGGCCCAGAAGCCGCCGCUGAGAUUGAAGACGAGCUGCCUUCUACGGCAUACCAAACAUUCCCCGUCAUACAUGGCGAUACCGCUCCUCUGACACCGACGCGCAAGAAGAGUUUGGGUUGGGUGGAGCGGGAUGAAAUCUGGGGAGAGUUACAAGACCAAGAUGAACCUACCACGCCUGCUGGGCGGCGCCGCUCGAUGACGCUUCCGAUGAGAACCGAAUCAACGCCGUUACUGCCGCCUGUAAAGAGGGUGAUGAGUGGCGUGAGCUUGACGGGCCAGCCGAGUUCUAGCGCAGAUCCCUCUCCUCGAAAGUUUGCCCGCCGACGGAGGAAGAGCACUGGGUUCCCAGGUUUGGUUGCGCGCCGAAAUCUUCGAAGGGACUCGGCCUUUUCAGAUACCCUUGGUGGCUUACUCUCGUUGAACUGGCUGAGGCGCCACAACAGAAGUACUUCUAUGGGCGAUACCAGCAUAGUAAACGAAAGCAGCCCGUCGCGUCAACGUUAUAGAGAUGACCCGGAAGAGGAAAGAGGUUCGGAUGGCAGGGCCAACGACUCAAAUGUAUGAGUCUACAAAAAGAAGAAGAGGAAGAGGAAGAAAAUGAGGGGAUACAAUAAAUUUGAUGUCGAUUUGAGAGGGACAUCUUUUAGACUAUUAAUCAUUGACUGAGAGCUGACGUGAAAGGAGGCGUGUUUUGGGCAUUCUGAUCUCCAGCUUGAAUUUUUCUUGGAGAUUGAGAGAGUCUAAAGACGGCUACUUUGUUUUAGUCCUCGAUUUCAUUUUAUUUCAUAUUAUACCACGAUGGGAAUCUAGUUUGUUCAUGGCGGGUUUGCAUUGCGAUAGAUGCUGGGAAGCAAAUUUGCAGGAGAAUAUUCAGGAGGCACUUUUCAUAUCCAUACUUUUUUUUUUCCCCUUACCCCGAAUCUUUUUUUUUGUUCUAGCGAGUUUUAAAUUACUCACGAUAUGUAUUUUUACUAGUUCUUUUUUAGGCAUCAAAACAUUUUUUAUUCUGGCAUGGGAGUGGCUGAUUUUCUAUUUUAUCAUGCUAAGGGUAAGAAAGAGCUUAGAAGCAGGGAUGAAAAGAGAAAGAAAGGUUCAUAUUA